Molecule: messenger RNA, 214 nt
Organism: Pelobates cultripes (western spadefoot toad)
Lineage: Eukaryota; Metazoa; Chordata; Amphibia; Anura; Pelobatidae
Source: the annotation of a GenBank genome assembly
UCUCUCUCUCUCAACCCGGUCCUUGGGCGGCACGACUAUCAGUGCUGCGCUCGCACCGCGGACCUUAUGGUUAGUCAUUCUAUUUGCUAUUCUGGGACUGUGGGGGGUCGGGGGGAGGGAGAGCGGGACUCUUAUCUGCAGCGCAGUGGGCCCGCAAUGAGCGGGAACAUUGCUUUCUGCUAUGUGCGAUCGUCGGCCAUUUUGGAUCUCGCAG